ACGAACAGGAGGAGCCACGCGAAGGCGAAGAGAGUGGCACGGAAAGUUCGACGUCACGCUAAAGCACGGGAGUGGCGAUUUGCUUAAUUUGUGCUUGUUUUGAGCGCUUUUACUUCGCCCUACCAUAGCGCAAUCCAAUCCAGUGAAAGCGCUACCCCAAUCAUGUCUUCCGAGACGGUAACCUCGACGACAACCCCGGCCGCAACCCCGGCAGCAACGACGACGACGACGACAGCCGUCAAUCUCGAGCAGGUGGCGUACUUUCUCGUGACGGGAGCAUCGCGCGGUAUCGGCGCCAAGAUGGCCAUCGAGACGGCGCGCAAGUUCAAGGCCGGUUCGGUGGUGGUGCUGCUGGCCCGUUCCGCCUCCGGGCUGGAAAGCACCCGGGCCGAGAUACUGGCCGUCAAUCCGCACGUUACCGUGGUGACGAGCUCGGUCGAUCUCGCCACCGCAUCGAAGGAGCUGCUGAACGAAAUACUGGACAAAUCGCUGGGCAAGCAACCGACGGACCGGUUCGGGCUGGCCUGCGUCAUCCACAACGUCGGCACGGUGGGCAACAUCGGCCGGAAGGCGACCGACCUGGACGACCGUACCGAGUGGGAGCAGUACUUCGGCACGAACGUGUUCACCGUGGCCGUGCUGAACAGCUGCUUUUUGCGCAAAUUCCAGUCCGUCCCGGGGAAGCUGGCGAUCAACAUCACCUCGAAAGCGUGCCUGGUGCCUUUCCAGAGCAUGACGUACUACUGUGCCGGGAAGGCGGCGCGCGAGAUGUACUUCCGCGUGCUGGCAGAGGAGGAAGCGGCCGCGGGCGUCACCGUGCUCAACUAUUCGCCCGGUCCGGUCGACACGGACAUGACGGUCGAUCUGCAGGCGAACUCGAAUGCGCCGGAAAUUCGGGACUACUUCAAGGGGUUGCGCGAUACCACGACAAUACUUACGACCGACCAAACGACGGCCAAAUUUUUACACAUCCUCCAGAACGGACUGUUCAAAUCGGGAGAUCACGUCGACUACUACGAUCACUGAUUUGUGGGGGGAAGGGGAGGAAUGAAUCUCUCUCACGCUCUCUCGUAAUACGUAUACAUUCCACGUGCGCGCGGCAAUCGAUGUGCAAUCGCUUAAAGCUUGCUGAAAUAAAGAAGAAAGCUAUCUUUGCUUGCGCUCUCAAAGAGCUGCUUAGCAUUUGUUGA
This is a messenger RNA of Anopheles merus, 1190 nucleotides long. Its product is annotated as sepiapterin reductase-like. The transcript is spliced from 2 exons. NCBI's taxonomy places the organism in Eukaryota, Metazoa, Arthropoda, Insecta, Diptera, Culicidae. Gene Ontology annotation, biological process: tetrahydrobiopterin biosynthetic process. Gene Ontology annotation, molecular function: sepiapterin reductase (NADP+) activity. The record is from RefSeq and is a predicted model, not a curated record. The coding region runs from base 163 to 1026 and encodes 287 amino acids.